Messenger RNA from Trichomycterus rosablanca, 2164 nucleotides. RefSeq names its product cyclin Q (gene ccnq). Gene Ontology annotation, molecular function: cyclin-dependent protein serine/threonine kinase regulator activity. The coding region runs from base 172 to 927 and encodes 251 amino acids. The record is from RefSeq and is a predicted model, not a curated record. Gene Ontology annotation, biological process: regulation of transcription by RNA polymerase II. The transcript has 5 exons. Lineage: Eukaryota; Metazoa; Chordata; Actinopteri; Siluriformes; Trichomycteridae. Gene Ontology annotation, cellular component: nucleus.
AAAAGUAUACAUGCUAACUGAGCUAGCUUAUUGACAUUAGCUUUCUUCAGAGUCUGUGCUAGCGGCUAGCUAAAUGCUCACACAGCUAACUGUGUUCUCAGUCAAGCGCGUUCGAAUUUAAAUCAUUUUGAUUAGACUAAUUGUGUGUAAAACCAGUGGAUAUAAGUAGUCAUGCAAGCUCUGAGAUCAGGACAGGUCUCUGAAAGGUGGUACAGAGACGAAGAGAACCCAGCAGCUGCAGGAGAGUCCAGUACUGAGACUAAAACACACUUUAGAGUCUGUCGCUUCAUCAUCGAUGCUGGAGUGAAGUUGGGUAUGCGGUCUGUUCCUGUGGCCACAGCAUGUUCUCUUUACCACAAGUUUUUCCAGUCAGCAAGCUUAGAAGUCUACGAGCCAUAUUUAGUAGCCAUGUCAUGCAUCUACCUUGCAGGCAAAGUGGAGGAGCAGCAUCUUAGAACAAGGGACAUUAUUAAUGUCUGUCACAGGUAUUUCCAGCCUGGUUGUGAUCCACUGGAGCUGGAUGAGAAGUUUUGGGAGCUACGAGACAGCAUAGUGCAGUGUGAACUUCUUAUUCUCAGACAACUGAACUUCCAUGUGUCAUUUGAGCAUCCACAUACGUACCUGCUGCACUACCUGCUGUCUGUGCGGAGUUUGCUGAACAGACAUGCCUGGUCUCGGACCCCUAUUGCUGAAACAGCCUGGGCUCUGCUCAAAGACAGUUACCACGGACCAGUGUGUGUGCACCAUCAGCCUCAGCACCUUGCCCUUACCGUGCUGUAUCUUGCACUGCACACUUACGGAGUUCAGGUUCCCUCAGGAGAAAAGGAGUGGUGGCAGGUUUUGUGUGAGGACCUAACAAAAAGUCAGAUCGAGGCCAUAAUGACUGACCUGCUUCAGCUCUAUGACAUGGAGGCCAAGUGCAUCUGAAAAGCAACAGUCAAUGAAACCGUCUCUGCAAUGGAAAUAAGCACUGCGGUGUAGACUGGACUUCUUUUUAUCCAGCCAUGCCUAGAAGACAUAGAGUUGCUGUCGUACCAAAUUCCAGAAAUGCUCCUGAUUCAUCUUAUGAGAUGAAAUGCCUCCCAGCUGAAAAAGUUGAUUCCAGCACCUGCACUGAUUUGAGGUGGAGCAAUGAUUGUUUGAGUCAAGAUAAGACAGACUGUACCCACACUGCAACAAUCAGCUCCCAAGCUCAUGCCCUACCUUUUCAUUUCUUGUUUCAUUUUCCCUAGGAAAGGGAAACCAGGAGAAAAGGAAAAAGUGACAGAAAUAAGCAUGCCAGUCCCUAGAGUUAGCCUGCUGCUGAGGGUAAAACAGGCAAAUCUGGGACGCUACUUUGAUAUUGUACAAUUUAAUUACUUCUGCUUUCCCAUUAGAACAUACCUACACAUUCUUUUUGAGUACAAUGAAAGCUAGGCGGCAUAACAUCAUAUUGAAAAUGAGCUCAUUAAGCCAGGUUCUGUUCUUUUAAAUGUCUGGAUGUAUCAAAAUUAGUGAGUCUGGGGAAAAACCAUUGCAGUUUUGUAGUUCUCAGUAUUUUUUAAUCCUCAGUGGUAAUAAAGUGCACAGCUUAUCCAAAGGUUCAACAGCACUGAGUGUUUAAAAGCAAGAUAAAGAAAAUCUAAAACAGAAAAGAGUUGAGUAGUGGUAUCUGCUGGGGCUGGGGCCUGGAACACUACAUUUAAUUAGGAACUUGGGCAUACCUACACACUGAAAUUUUUGGCUAAAUGAAGGGGGACAUACAGCCUGGUUAUUGAGUUUAGGGGUUUCAGCCAAACCCAUUGCUUAAAGGUAUAUACAGUAAAUUAAACAUUUGAAAACUUUCCAACUUUAUGGCAACACUUUGGAGAGCUCUUUCAUGUUUCAGGUUCUAAAAGACGUGGUUUGACAAGGACAUUUUUGACAGUGACCUGCAUAAAGCCCUGACUAUAAUCUUUGUGAACAUUUUUAAUUGUUGGGAUUAACUGUAACAUUGAUACAGACCUUUUAAAACAUUGAAACGUUGCCUGACCUCACAAAUGAUCUUUUGACCAAAUGGGCACAGAAUUUCCACAUUCCUACAGUCAUCCUAAAAUCUUGAGAAAGACAGCAAAUUCAGGGGGGUGGGGGUGGGGUGGGGAGGGGGAGGUUAACAUUACUUUAAUGCUCUCGGUUUUGUAAUGGU